GGUUAACUCACAACGAAGGCUUCGAUUAAUCCCCAUCCCGAAUAAAUUGAUCGAUUCCUUGUUCAACUCACCGCCGCGGCAAGGAAGGAGACGAAGCGAAACGCUUCUCGAAGGGUUUGGUUUCUGUUAGUAGCGUCUGUGGCGGGGCGAUUCCGGGCGCCAUGAACAGCAGCAAGCAGGCGCUGAUAUACAGCUUCGUGGCCAAGGGCUCCGUCGUGCUGGCGGAGCAUACCGCCUUCUCCGGCAACUUCAGCACCGUCGCCGUCCAGUGCCUCCAGAAGCUUCCCCCCAACAGCACCAGAUCCACCUACUCUUGCGACGGGCACACCUUCAACUUCCUCGUCGACCGCGGCUUCGUGUUCCUCGUGGUCGCGGAUGAGGCGGUGGGGAGGAGCGUGCCGUUCGUGUUCCUGGAGAGGGUUAGGGAGGACUUCAUGCAGCGGUAUGGGUCCAGCAUCGAUGAGGAGGGGCAGCACCCGCUUGCCGAUGAUGCCGAUGAGGAUGACUUUCUGUUUGAAGAUCGGUUCAGCAUCGCCUACAACCUCGACCGUGAGUUCGGGCCGAGGUUGAAGGAUCACAUGCAGUAUUGUGUUAAUCAUCCGGAGGAAAUUAACAAGCUCUCCAAGGUAAAAGCACACCUCUCGGAGGUCAAAGGGAUUAUGAUGGACAACAUUGAGAAGAUAUUGGAUCGUGGUGAGAAGAUUGAACUUCUGGUGGGUAAGACAGAAACCUUACAAUCACAGGCUGACAACUUCCACAGGCAUGGCAGAGAGCUUAGGCGAAAGAUGUGGCUUCAGAACUUGAGGUUUAAGCUGAUGGUGGGUGGUGGCAUUGCGGCUCUGAUUCUCAUCCUUUGGCUGAUGGUCUGCAGGGGCUUUAAGUGUUAGAGCAUUCGAAUUCGAUGUGUUUAGUGCUCGGAAAGACCACCAAAUAGCGCUUUUGAAGCGUUGUGUUGCACAGUUAUCUUCUACUGGACCUCAACACACCGUGGCCCGUUGUCAUGUUUCAAAAGAUCAUAGUAGUAGGGGGCUGGAUUACUUGUGGGUGAAAGAGAAAUGACACUAUGACUUUAUUAUCUGUACAUUCCAAAAUGCAAGCUCUUAUUAUUUGAA
Phragmites australis (common reed) is the source of this 1112-nucleotide messenger RNA. RefSeq names its product vesicle-associated membrane protein 727-like. The record is from RefSeq and is a predicted model, not a curated record. NCBI's taxonomy places the organism in Eukaryota, Viridiplantae, Streptophyta, Magnoliopsida, Poales, Poaceae. Gene Ontology annotation, biological process: vesicle-mediated transport. The transcript is spliced from 6 exons. Bases 162 to 887 code for a protein of 241 amino acids. Gene Ontology annotation, cellular component: membrane.